AUGGGUUCUGCCUUGGUUGCGGCCGGUGGCAAUCGCGCCUUGGGAAAGCUGGGCUAUGAGGACGACGAGCCUGACAUGAGCUAUCCUUUUGCAGCAGCUCGCGGGGCUUCUGAGAAAGUAUGUCUCGAAUUCGCCAAGCAAGGUGUUCGAGCUAGUGUUGUUCGACUCCCUCCUACCACGCAUGGGCCCGGAGUUUCUGGGUUCAUGGGCCCAUUUGUGAACGUCGCACUUGAGAAAGGCGUCUCUGCAUAUGUUGGCGAUGGCAAGAAUCAUUGGUGCGCUGCUCAUCGUGACGACGCAGCUAGAUUGUACCGUCUAGCUAUCGAAAAAGCAGAGGCUGGAUCCAUUUUCCAUGCCGUUGCCGAGGAGGGCGUGACAGUCAAGGAUAUUGCCACCGAAGUUGGCAAACAAUUGAAUAUCCCUAUCCUCAGCAUUUCUCCAGAGAAGGUGCCGGAACAUUUUGGCUGGUUUCAAUUCGGAGCUAUGGCUGACAACACUGCCUCGAGUGCAAGGACCAAAGAGGUGUUGGGCUGGAACCUUACAGGACCCACGGUUCUGGAGGACAUAGAAGCUGUAGUUGACUUCGUGAAGUCUCACUCCGGCCAGUGGUAA
Fusarium musae is the source of this 612-nucleotide messenger RNA. RefSeq lists its product as uncharacterized. The transcript has 2 exons. The record is from RefSeq and is a predicted model, not a curated record. NCBI's taxonomy places the organism in Eukaryota, Fungi, Ascomycota, Sordariomycetes, Hypocreales, Nectriaceae. The coding region runs from base 1 to 612 and encodes 203 amino acids.